AAAAUGUCCACACAAGAGGCAACAUCAACAUUAUCGGCAAUGGAAUCAUUGUCUCGAUACGUCAACAUCUUUAACAAACUUGCCGAUAUUCUUGUUGGAGAGUUUCAAAAUCACCCAUAUCGUUCAUUGAUUGAUGUUUCAAUUAUUGUUUUAAUUGUUUGGUAUUUGAUGAGCAAGAGACGUUCAGCUGUGCCACCACAAAAACUUUCCAAGAAACAAGAAGAUGAAAUUAUUGAAGAUUGGGAACCUGUACCACUUGUUCCAACCUCUGAUGAUAGCAAUGUUGAUGCUACAAUUAAUGCUAUGAAGGAACAUGAAUAUGUCGUCACUUCAGUUGCCGAUGUUGAAUUCACUGUUGAAGGAAAGAAGGACAAGGUUAUUAACUUUGGUACUAAUAACUUUUUGGGUUUUAUUGGUGAUAAGGAUAUUCAUGAAAAGUGUAAGGAUACUGUUCGUGAAUAUGGUGUUGGUAGUUGUGGUCCUCGUGGUUUCUAUGGUACUAUUGAUGUUCAUCUUGAUUUUGAAAAGUUGUGUGCCAAGUUUAUGGGAACCGAAGCUUGUAUUUUGUACUCUUUCGGUUUUUGUACAGUCAGUUCUGUUAUUCCAGCAUUUUCCAAGCGUGAAGAUGUUAUUCUUUGUGAUGAAGCUUGUAAUUAUGCCAUCAAGACUGGUUGUCAUUUAGCCCGUUCAACUGUUGGUUACUUUAAACAUAAUAAUGUUAAAGCUCUUGAAGAUAUGAUGAAGGAAAUUGUUGCAAAUGAUAAUGGUGCCACUCCAAAGAAUCGUCGUUUCAUUGUUGUUGAAGGUGUUUAUGAAAAUAAUGGUGAUAUUGCUAAUUUGAAGGAAAUUAUUGCUUUGAAGAAGAAAUAUGUCGGAUUUAGAAUUAUUCUUGAUGAUAGUUAUGGUGUUGGUGUUUUGGGUAAAACUGGUAGAGGAACAAUUGAACACUUUGGUUUGGAUAUUAAUGAUUUUGAAAUUGUUUGUGUUAACAUGGAAAAUUCAUUCGGAUCUGUUGGUGGUGUUUGUGUUGGAUCUAACAUUAUUGUUGAUCACCAAAGAUUAUCUGGUGCUGGUUACUGUUUCUCUGCUUCUUUGCCUCCAUAUUUGUCAACUGCUGCUAUUGAAGCUAUGAAUAAGCUUGAUACUAAUCCUGAUAGCUAUUUGGUUCCACUCCAAAAGAAUGUUACCCUCCUCUCUGAAACUCUUAACAAGAAGAUUUCAUUCAAGAAUUCCAAGUUGGUUCUUCUCCAUGAAGAUAAAUGUCCAAUCUUCCACAUUCGUCUUGCUGAUGAUCACCCUGCUAAGGCUGCUUUACUUGAAGCUAAGAAGCAAGUUGACCAAUUCAAGUCCAAGAAGAAUAAGAAGCAAAUGGCUCAAGCCAGUAUUCUUUUCUAUGAAGAAAGAAAUAAGGUUCAACAAAAGUUCAAGGAUAUUGUUUCUAAGGCUAUUGACCAAGGAGUUGCUGUCGUUUGUCCAAAUUAUACACACAGAGAAAUUACCUUACCUGAACCAGGUUUGAGAUUAUCAGUCUCUUCCAAACAUACCAAACAACACCUUGAAAAGUGUGCUGAUGUUUUGUCUUCUCUUUUUGCGGAAAUUUUGCCAUCAAAGAUGUAAAAUAUUUAUUUGUUAAAUAAUAAUUAAAAAAUUCAAAUAUACAAUAAUAAUUCAAGAUACAAUGAUGUGUUAUUAUUAAUAUAAGAAAUAUUAAG
Molecule: messenger RNA, 1712 nt
Organism: Naegleria gruberi
Lineage: Eukaryota; Heterolobosea; Eutetramitea; Acrasida; Naegleriidae
Product: aminotransferase, classes I and II family protein
Exons: 1
Coding region: 4-1617 (537 amino acids)
Biological process (GO): ceramide biosynthetic process; sphingosine biosynthetic process
Cellular component (GO): endoplasmic reticulum
Molecular function (GO): pyridoxal phosphate binding; serine C-palmitoyltransferase activity
Source: RefSeq, a predicted model, not a curated record